Acanthosepion pharaonis is the source of this 5295-nucleotide messenger RNA. NCBI's taxonomy places the organism in Eukaryota, Metazoa, Mollusca, Cephalopoda, Sepiida, Sepiidae. The record is from the annotation of a GenBank genome assembly.
AUGUUAGGUCUGUCUGUCUGUCUGUCUGUCUGUCUGUCUGUCUCUCUCUCUCUCUCUCUCUCUCUCUCUGUCUCUCUCUCUCUGCUUCCUCCUGCACUGAGAAACGAACAUAAACUUUUCAAGUUCAAUCUCAGUGGGCCGACUUCCCAGGUCAAUAUUGUUUUUAAUUUAAUUUCUGCCUCUCUCUCUCUCUCUCUCUCUCUCUGUCUGUCUGUCUCUCUCUCUCUCUCUAUCCCUCUCUCUCUCUGUCUGUCUGUCUGUCUCUCUCUCUAUCCCUCUCUCUCUCUCUGUCUGUCUCUCUCUCUAUCCCUCUCUCUCUCUCUCUGUCUGUCUGUCUCUCUCUCUCUAUCUCCCUCUCUCUCUCUCUGUCUGUCUCUCUCUCUCUCUAUCCCUCUCUCUCUCUCUCUAUCUGUCUGUCUCUCUCUCUCUCUAUCCCUCUCUCUCUCUCUGUCUGUCUGUCUCUCUCUCUCUAUCCCUCUCUCUCUCACUGUCUCUCUCUCUAUCCCUCUCUCUCUCUCUGUCUGUCUCUCUCUCUCUAUCCCUCUCUCUCUCUGUCUGUCUGUCUCUCUCUCUCUAUCCCUCUCUCUCUCUCUUUCAUUACCAUUAUACUAUCUCUCUUCAACAAAUGAAGAGUUUCUAUCAACUAAAUUUACAUUUCAUCGAAAUGGCAAUUCCCUUUUUUCUUUUCUGGCCUCUUUUUCGAUCUAUUGCUGUUUGCGUCUUUCUAUUUUGAAGUUCUUCGUCAUUUUUCGUCUUUACUGUCUUUUCUUCCCGUCAUUCCUUUCACAUAACUUGCAUUUAUUAUUAAGUUCAUCCUCACAUUUCCUACGUUCAUUCUUUAGUUCUUUUCUUUUUUCUCUUUUCUUUAUUUCCUUCAUUUAUUCUUUCUUUUCUUUUCUUUUGCUUUCUUUAUUUCGUUCUGAUUCCCAUUCGUCCUUCAUUUAUUUUCUUCAUUCAUUCAUUCUCACUUUCUUAUUUCUCCUUGUUUUUUUUUCCUUUCGACUUACUGUUGAUCUCUUUCUCUCUAAUUCUUUCUUUCUCUCCUCUCCCAUUUACCUAUUCUCUAUCUCAAUCAAACUCUUUCUCCCUUCUCCCAUUUAUAUAUUCUUUGUGUCUCUAUUUCUCUCUUUCUCCCCUCUCCCAUGUACCUAUUCUUUGUCUCUUUCUCUCUCUUUCUCCCCUCUCCCAUGUACCUAUACUUUCUGUCUGUCCCUCUCUUUCUCUCCUCACCCAUUUACCUAUUCUCUAUCUCGAUCACUCUCUUUCUCUCUUCUCCCAUUUAUCUAUUCUUUGUGUCUCUAUUUCUCUCUUUCUCCCCUCUCUGAUUUACCUAUUCUCUAUCUCUCUCUUUCUCCGCUCCCCGAUGUAACUUAUUCUUUGACUCUGUCUUUCUCACCUCUCCGAUGUACCUUAUUAUUUGACUCUAUCUCUCUCUUUCUCUCCUCCCCUAUGUACCUAUUCUUUGUCUCUGUCUCUCUCUUUCUCCCAUAUACCUAUUCUUUGUCUCUAUCUCUCUCUUUCUCCCCUCUCCCAUGUAUCUAUUCAUUGUGUCUAUCUCUCUCUUUUUCACCUCUCCCAUGUACCUAUUCUUUGUCUCUAUCUCUCACUUUUUCCCCUCUCCCAGAUACCUUAUUCAUUCUCUAUCUUUCUCUUUCUCCCCUCUCCCAUAUACGUAUUCUUUCUCUCUAUCUCUCUCUUUCUCCCCUCUCCCAUGUACCUAUUCUUUAUGUCUAUCUCUCUCUUUCGCCUCUCUCCCAUGUACCUAUUCUUUGUGUCUAUCACUCUCUUUCUCCCCUCUCCCAUGUACCUAUUCUUUGUCUCUAUCUCUCUCUUUCUCCCCUCUCCGAUGUACCUAUUCUUUGUGUCUAUCUCUCUCUUCCUCCCCUCUCCCAUGUACCUAUUCUUUGUAUGUAUCUCUCUCUCUUUCUCCCAUCUCCCAUGUACCUAUUCUUUGUAUCUAUCUCUCUCUUUCUCCCCCUCUCCCAUGUACCUAUUCUUUGUAUCUAUCUCUCUUUCUCCCUCUCCCAUGUACCCUAUUCUUUGUGUCUAUCUCUCUCUUUAUCCCCUCUCCCAUGUACCUAUUCUUUGUAUCUAUCUCUCUUUUCUCCCUCUCCCAUGUACCUAUUCUUUGUAUCUAUCUCUCUCUCUCUCCCCUCUCCCAUGUACCCCUAUUCUUUGUGUCUAUCUCUCUCUUUCUCCCCUCUCCCAUGUACCUAUUCUUUGUAUCUAUCUCUCUCUUUCUCCCCUCUCCCAUGUACCUAUUCUUUGUGUCUAUCUCUCUCUUUCUCCACUCUCCCAUGUAUCUAUUCUUUGUCUCUAUCUCUCUCUCUUUCUCCCAUCUCCCAUGUACCUAUUCUUUGUAUCUAUCUCUCUUUCUCCCCUUUUCCCAUGUACCUAUUCUUUGUAUCUAUCUCUCUUUUUCCCCUCUCCCAUGUACCUAUUCUUUGUAUCUAUCUCUCUCUUCUCCCCUCUCCCAUGUACCUAUUCUUUGUGUCUAUCUCUCUCUCUCCCUCUCCCAUGUACCUAUUCUUUGUGUCUAUCUCUCUUUCUCCCCUCUCCCAUGUACCUAUUCUUUGUGUCUAUCUCUCUCUUCCUCCCCUCUCCCAUGUAUCUAUUCUUUGUCUCUAUCUCUCUCUCUUUCUCCCAUCUCCCAUGUACCUAUUCUUUGUGUCUAUCUCUCUCCCCCCUCCCCAUGUACCUAUUCUUUGUAUCUAUCUCUCUCUUUCUCCCCUCUCCCCCAUGUACCUAUUCUUUGUAUCUAUCUCUCUCUUUCUCCCCUCUCCCAUGUACCUAUUCUUUGUGUCUAUCUCUCUUUUCUCCCCUCUCCCAUGUACCUAUUCUUUGUGUCUAUCUCUCUUUCUCCCCUCUCCCAUGUACCUAUUCUUUGUGUCUAUCUCUCUCUUUCCCCUCUCCCAUGUACCUAUUCUUUGUGUCUAUCUCUCUCUUUCUCCCCUCUCCCAUGUACCUAUUCUUUGUAUCUAUCUCUCUUUUCUCCCUCUCCCAUGUACCUAUUCUUUGUGUCUAUCUCUCUUUUCUCCCCUCCCCCUCCCAUGUACCUAUUCUUUGUAUCUAUCUCUCUUUCUCCCCUCUCCCAUGUACCUAUUCUUUGUAUCUAUCUCUCUUUCUCCCCUCUCCCAUGUACCUAUUCUUUGUGUCUAUCUCUCUCUUUCUCCCCUCUCCCAUGUACCUAUUCUUUGUAUCUAUCUCUCUCUUUCUCCCAUGUACCUAUUCUUUGUAUCUAUCUCUCUUUUCUCCCCUCUCCCAUGUACCUAUUCUUUGUAUCUAUCUCUCUUUCUCCCCUCUCCCAUGUACCUAUUCUUUGUAUAUCUCUCUCUCUUUCUCCCCUCUCCCAUGUACCUAUUCUUUGUAUCUAUCUCUCUUUUUCUCCCCUCUCCCAUGUACCUAUUCUUUGUAUCUAUCUCUCUCUCUCCCCCCUCCCAUGUACCUAUUCUUUGUAUCUAUCUCUCUCUUUCUCCCCCUCUCCCAUGUACCUAUUCUUUGUAUCUAUCUCUCUCUUCUCCCUCUCCCAUGUACCUAUUCUUUGUGUCUAUCUCUCUCUUUCUCCCCUCUCCCAUGUACCUAUUCUUUGUGUCUAUCUCUCUCUUUCUCCCCUCUCCCAUGUACCUAUUCUUUGUAUCUAUCUCUCUCUUCUCCCCUCUCCCAUGUACCUAUUCUUUGUGUCUAUCUCUCUCUUUCUCCCUCUCCCAUGUACCUAUUCUUUGUCUCUAUCUCUCUCUUUCCCCCUCUCCCAUGUACCUAUUUUUUUAUCUAUCUCUCUCUUUCUCCCCUCUCCCAUGUACCUAUUCUUUGUAUCUAUCUCUCUCUUUCUCCCCUCUCCCAUGUACCUAUUCUUUGUAUCUAUCUCUCUCUUUCUCCCCUCUCCCAUGUACCUAUUCUUUGUGUCUAUCUCUCUCUUUCUCCCCUCUCCCAUGUACCUAUUCUUUGUGUCUAUCUCUCUCUUUCUCCCCUCUCCCAUGUACCUAUUCUUUGUAUCUAUCUCUCUCUUUCUCCCCUCUCCCAUGUACCUAUUCUUUGUGUCUAUCUCUCUCUUUCUCCCCUCUCCCAUGUACCUAUUCUUUGUGUCUAUCUCUCUCUUUCUCCCCUCUCCCAUGUACCUAUUCUUUGUAUCUAUCUCUCUUUCUCCCUCUCCCAUGUACCUAUUCUUUGUGUCUAUCUCUCUCUUUCUCCCCUCUCCCAUGUACCUAUUCUUUGUGUCUAUCUCUCUCUUCCUCCCCUCUCCCAUGUAUCUAUUCUUUGUAUCUAUCUCUCUCUUUCUCCCCUCUCCCAUGUACCUAUUCUUUGUGUCUAUCUCUCUCUCUCUUUCUCCCCUCUCCCAUGUACCUAUUCUUUGUCUCUAUCUCUCUCUUUCUCCCCUCUCCCAUGUACCUAUUCUUCGUCUCUAUCUUUCUCUUUCUCCCAUUUGCCUAUUCUUUGUCUCUAUCACUCUCUAUCCUAAUCAACAUAUCUCUCACUGUCAGUCAAAUUCACCAGCUCUCUUCUUUUUACACUUCUCUAUCUUGCCCUCUCUUAUUCUCUCUACACAACUCCUCUCUUUCUCUCCCUCUGUCAAUUUAUACCUCACUAAAUACUUUUCUCUCUCUUUUCUAUUUCUUUGUCUUAUCUUUCUGUUGCUUUGUUUCCCGCCCUUUUCUCUCUUUGUCUUUCUUUCUUUCUUUCUUUUUCUCUCUAGUCUUCUCAUUUUCUCAGUGGUGUCUGGUUUCUUUGUUUCUUCCUUCCAUCUGUUCUUUCUUUCUUUCUUUUCUUUUCAUUCUUUGUUACUUUUUGUUUGUUUCUUUCUUUCUUUUUUUGCUAUGUCUUGAUUUCUUUUUUCUUCCUUUGUUUCACCAUUCCUUGCUUCUAUUCUUUCUUUUUUCUUCUUUUCUUUCUUCUUUCUUCUUUUCUUUCUUCCUUUUUUCUUUUUUUUCAUUUAUUUUAUUUUCCUUCCUUCCUUCGUUCUUUCCUUCCUUCCUUCCUUCCUUCCUUCCUUCCUUUUCUUCUUUCUUUUUUGUAGGUUUUUCUGUUUCUUCCCUCCAUCCGUUCUUUCUUUCUUUUUUCUUUUGUUUUUCAUUUCUAUGCGCCUUUUUCUUCCUUUCUUUCUUUCUUAUUUUCUUUUACUUAUUAUUUCAUGCUUUCUUUUUUCCUUCUUUUUCCCUUAGUUCCUUCUUUCUAUUCGUUUUAUCUUUUUUUCUUUCUUUCUUUCUUCUUCUUUUUCUUUUUUCGUCUUUUGUUUCUUUCUUUCCUUCGUUUCUUUCUUUCCUUCUUCCUUUCAUCCUUUUCUUCUCUUUUUCUUUUUAG